Molecule: messenger RNA, 1599 nt
Organism: Closterium sp. NIES-65
Lineage: Eukaryota; Viridiplantae; Streptophyta; Zygnematophyceae; Desmidiales; Closteriaceae
Source: the annotation of a GenBank genome assembly
AUGGCUACCCCCAGUGUUCUAGUCUUUGAUGCUGAGGGUCGGGCUGUUGACUUUGAGGUCUGGGUCGAUGAUCUACAGCUUUUCUUACAGUGCGAAAGGGCAGACGGUCUCUCCCUGUUCGAUCUCACGUCUCGCGCCUCUAAUGCCCCUGCUGCCGAUGCUGACAGCACUGUUCGCUCACAGUGGGCCACACGGGAUGCUGCUACCCGUCUUGCUGUGCGUAGUCACUUGCCGUCCACUGAGCGCGCGCAUUUUACUCAGUACAAGAGUGCUAAGACCUUGUACGAUGCUGUAGUUGCACGCUACUCUUCCCCUGCCACUGCUGCCCUUAGCCGCCUCAUGCUGCCGUACCUGUUUCCUGACCUCGCCGCCUUUCCCACUGUCGCUAACCUCGUUACGCACAUUCGCACUAAUGACACCCGAUACCGCGCUGCGCUUCCUGCUGAGUUCUGUGCCAAGAACCCCCUCCCCCCGCCCCCCAUGUACAUCACCCUCUACUACAUAGUCACCCGGCUCCCUGACUCCCUUCGCUCGGUCAGGGACCACUUCCUCUCUGUUUGCCCCACCACACUCACCGUUGACCUCCUCGAGGAGCGCCUCCUGGCAGCUGAGAAGAGUAUAGUCGCUGUAGGAGCCUCUCGAGGUGACCCUCGUGCCCUUGUCUUUGAGGGGUGCUCCCCCUCCCCCCUUUUGCCUUCUGUUGCCUCUGCUGCUGCCGUCAACUUCGUUGGCACCGAGUCGGUCGGCGCUACGUCUGCCCCUAGCGGGCGACGCCGCACCGGCAAGGGCAAGGGGGGCAAGGGCGCUAGAGGGGCUGGCGGGGGCGGUGGAGGUGGCGGUGGAGGAGGCGGAGGGAGUGGGGGUGGUGGUGGGAGUGGUGGCGGGGGUGGGGGCUUCGGUGGCGGCGGCGGCGGUGGUGGUGGGAGCGGAGGAGGCGGUGGCGGCGGUGGCGGAGGUAGCGGUGGAGGAGGUGGAGCUAGUCGGGGUGGCUCUGCGCAGCGGGGCGGCUUUGGUGGUGGUCAGCGCCAGCAGCAGCAGCGCACUCGUGAGACCCCGCCCCCCCAGCAGCUUCCUGAGUGGUUCGCUUCACGUCAGCAGGGUGGGGGUACUGGUCCCUGUACAUACAGGUCGGGGCUUGCUAUCUUUGAUCUUGAUUAUGAUGCUAUUCUUGCUGCCAUGUAUGCUGUGACUACUAGUGAUGAGGGUGACUGUUACCUGUGUGUUCCGCCUGACCCGGGCAUUGAGGCUGCUGCUCUAGGUGCUGGUGAGGCUGCUGCUCUAGGUUCUAGUGCGUCUGCUGCCCCAGGUGCUGAUGAGUCUGCUCUCUCAGGUACCACGUCGGCUCAGGCCUUACACACCUUCACCCUUGACUCGGGUGCUUCCCGCUCCUUCUUUCGAGACCGCACCACGCUUACGCCGCUUAGUCGGCGAGUUGUGGUCUCCCUGGCGGACCCCUCUGGGGGUCCUGUCCUUGCCCACUUCUCCACUGUCUUACCAUGUCCGGCGGCCCCCUCUGGCACCCUGUCAGGUCUCUACCUCCCCUCGUUCUCUACGAACUUGGUGAGUGGUGCUGAUCUACAGGAUGGGGGGGUUGACUAG